GUGAUAUCAGUCUGUUCUGGCAAACCUGAAGCACAACAUCUACAGAAAUGGAGAGAAUCACACUGAUGUCUGUUCUGCUCACAGUCGUGGUCAGUUCGUCUCCGCGUCAGUAUCACUUUGUGAAUCAGAAGAAGAACUGGACUGAAGCUCAGAGAUACUGCAGAGAGAAAUACACAGAUCUGGUCUCUAUCAAUGACAUGAAUGAACAGAAUGAUAUAAAUCAGCUCCUACAGAGAGAGAACAGUGCUGACCGUGUCUGGAUUGGGCUGCAGGACGCAUGGGUUUGGUCUCUGAAUAACUCUGACUUCUACAGAGGAAAUGAGUCUCAGUUUAGGAAGUGGGGACCAGAUCAACCAAAUGGAGAUGGAAACUGUAUUUAUAUGAACAGUGAUGGACAAUGGCAUGAUGUAGACUGUAGAACAACAAGAUAUUUCAUCUGCUAUAAUGGCAGCAGUAAAGGAUUCGUCCCUGUACAGGAGCAAAAGAACUGGUUUGAUGCUCAGAAACACUGCAGACAGAAACACACAGAUCUGGCCAGUGUGAGGAAUGAGACGGAGAAUAAUCAGAUAAAGAACAUCAUAAACCAGAACCUAACUUCAGAUAAACAAGCCUGGAUCGGUCUGCAAAGAUUCUGGAAUUGGUCAGACAACAGCAACUUCAUAUCCCCUCUCUGGAGCACUGGUCAACCCAAUAUCAGAGAUGGCAAAAACAGCAUCUGUGUAUCAACUGGUGUCAGUGAAGGAGGAUGGACAGACGAGCGUUGUUCAGUUCAGCAUCUCUUUGUGUGUUAUGAUGAUAAACUGGUUCUGAUCCGAGAGAAUAAGACGUGGACUGAAGCUCUGAGAUACUGCAGAAAUAUGAGCAUGGACCUGGUGUCGGUGGAUUCGGAGCAGAUGCAGAAGCGGGUGAUGAAUGUGAUCUCGAGCGCUCUCUCUGAUCACGUGUGGCUGGGUCUGCGUCACGCCUGUAAACUGAGAUUAUGGUUCUGGGUCAACGGUUACACCAUGUGCUACAAUCAGUGGGCUCCUGAUUAUGACAAUGGACUGGACAAUUGCAAUAAGACAGCCAGAUCUGGAGUCAUUAGGACAUGCGAUAAUCGCUGGAUCAGCCGCCCUGAAACUGAUAGAUACAACUUCAUCUGCAUCAACUGAGUGCUGGAGAGUCACUGAUUACAUCUGAUCCAGAUUACAAAUAUUCAUUACAUGUAAUUAGAUUACACUACAUUUUAAAAAGCCAAUAAUCAGGUUACUUUCUUAUGGAUUACAUGUUCACACAAUGCCAGUAAAUUAUUCAUGUAAUCAAAAAAGUACUCAGAAUCAUUAAUAAAAUGUGUAAAAACUGUUUUCUUUAUGUAAUUAGUAAUCAGCAACAGACUAAAUAUGUAUACAAUAUAAUAUAAUAUAAUAUAAUAAUCUACCCACUGUGUGUGUUUGUCUGUUUUAACUUUUAUCAUAUUUUCACUUAUUUAAGAUCAAUUAUUUGAUUCAGCUUCAUGACUCAUUACUUACAUUAACUGUUUGUUUUUUUCUUCAGUUUACUAUUAUUAUUUUUAUUGUAUGUUAUUUAGUACUUACAUUUACUUUUCUGGAACUGACAUGUUAUGCAAACUUCAUCUACAAUGACUGCAAAUAUAAUGAUAUAUAACUAUAAA
Molecule: messenger RNA, 1651 nt
Organism: Carassius auratus (goldfish)
Lineage: Eukaryota; Metazoa; Chordata; Actinopteri; Cypriniformes; Cyprinidae
Product: macrophage mannose receptor 1
Exons: 5
Coding region: 48-1151 (367 amino acids)
Source: RefSeq, a predicted model, not a curated record